This is a messenger RNA of Plasmodium knowlesi strain H, 849 nucleotides long. RefSeq names its product Plasmodium exported protein, unknown function. Bases 1 to 849 code for a protein of 282 amino acids. The record is from RefSeq and is a predicted model, not a curated record. The transcript has 2 exons. NCBI's taxonomy places the organism in Eukaryota, Apicomplexa, Aconoidasida, Haemosporida, Plasmodiidae.
AUGAAGAAUGAAAACAAUAAUGAAAUAAAUAUUAAAGGAAUAGAUAAGGCAAAAUGUGGCAAAUCAGAUGAAAGCUGUACUGUUGAAUUUGGCACAGUGCGUAUAAUACAACAGACAAGACAAAUUAGUGUUCAGGUAUUUCUUCUUAUCUUGAAAAUUAUCAUAUUAACCUCUUUCCUUCACAUAUUGAAACAGUCCAGCCAUAACUCUCCGUUUACGCCAGGAAUUAACUCGAACAAUGGAAUACACAAAGUACGCUAUAGAAAAUUAAGAUUGUUGAACGAAAAUAAAUGUACCAAUUCUACUGUUCAGUACAAAUCAGCAUUAUUAAUGAUUAAAGGAAAAAAUGUCAAAUCACAGUGUUCGGAUGAAAGAACAGAAACAAGCAAGUCAAGCUUUAGUUGUUAUAGGGAUUCAGAUGAUGAAUUCGAUGGAGUUGAUUUAUCAGACGAAGGAGUACUGCUAGGGGAAAUGAAUAAAAUUAUAUUACAGGAGAAGUUGAUGAGGGAAGAAUUUUCAAAGCUAAGUAAUCCUCUCCAAGACGAAUAUUUCUCCCUUUAUUUCAAUGAUGAAAAUUGCAUAAAUCGAAUCAUGGACUUGUCGAGAAAAUCAAACAUGUAUAGAAGCAAACUUUUGCGAUUGAAAUAUCGUAUUCGCAGAUAUAUCCAUAAAUUUAAAAGUAAAGUGAAAAUAUUCUUUAUGAGAAAUUAUAAAUACAAAAGAAAUAUUUUAGAAGAAUUUCGUGCUAGUAAUUUUUAUUACUACUUAUGUUCCUAUUUAAAAUGUCCAUUCAGAAUUUUCUUAUCUCAGUUUUCGAAGCUAAAUUCUCAUAUUAAAAGUAAAUAUUAA